AUGUGUUGCAAGUACUAUGGUAACUCCUGUGGCUACGGCUGUGGCUAUGGAACUGGCUAUGGCUGUGGUUAUGGCUGUGGAUUUGGUUCCCGUUAUGGCUGUGGCUAUGGAACUGGCUAUGGCUGUGGGUAUGGCUGUGGAUUUGGUUCCCGUUAUGGCUGUGGCUAUGGAACUGGCUAUGGCUGUGGAUACGGCUCCUGCUCUAGCUGUGGAUACGGAUCUGGCUCUGGCUACUGUGGCUACCGGCCAUUUUACUUUAGAAGAUGCUAUUCUUCUUGCUGCUAA
Cebus imitator (Panamanian white-faced capuchin) is the source of this 285-nucleotide messenger RNA. Its product is annotated as keratin-associated protein 21-1. NCBI's taxonomy places the organism in Eukaryota, Metazoa, Chordata, Mammalia, Primates, Cebidae. The transcript has a single exon. Bases 1 to 285 code for a protein of 94 amino acids. The record is from RefSeq and is a predicted model, not a curated record.